Bursaphelenchus xylophilus (pine wood nematode) is the source of this 312-nucleotide messenger RNA. The record is from the annotation of a GenBank genome assembly. Lineage: Eukaryota; Metazoa; Nematoda; Chromadorea; Rhabditida; Aphelenchoididae.
AUGACUUUAUUCUUGGCACUGGCCAGAAGCCGAGGAGUGUAAGUUCAAAAGCAAAUUGAAUACCUAAAAUUUAGAGAAGCCGGUCUAAAAUACAUUGUGCUUGCUGCAAUCCCCACAAUAAUAUUGUUGGUAUGGCCGAAAGAAAGUUGCGAUCAGAUCGUCCCUGAGCCCAGAGAUCCAAGCAUUCCGAUCGAUUACAUUGCUAUUCCUAGAUUUAUAUUGGCAGCUGUCUUGGUUCUAUUAACUUUCGGAUUUGGUAUUCAAUGGAUUCAACAUCAACUCUUCUUUGUGGAAAAAGCGAUAAUAGUUUAA